AUGGCUUUGCUGAGCCACCAACCAGCCGUGGAGAGCGCUCAGCCUCCUCUCCCCCUGCCUAGGCCAUGGAAGGAGGAAGGCUCUACCCUCGCUCAGGACAAUGCAGCAUUCUAUCACCGGUACCAAAGGGGGCUCAAAGGGUUUCUUCGCACAGGCUUGAAGAUGGCCAGUCUGGCCAUCGUGACCUCUCUCAUCGUAGUGCUGGCUUGGUUUUACUUCCAGUCUAAAGACAAGGACUCAUCCUCUUCCGAGUCCUCGGAGGAGAUUGAUGAUUCCAGUUUAUUCCUUUCUUCUCGUAACAGCAUACCUCAUGGUAUCGGCCACUGCCCGUCAACGCAACAGGCUCUACUACCAGACCUUCCAGCGCCAGUCAACGUCUGGGCACCCUUCACUCCUCAAGAGGCGAGCGACGUCGGGACAUGGCUUCGGGCCGAAGAACGCGGUCUAAACCUGACCGAAGCAACCCGCUCGACACCAUCGGACAACGUCAUCUUCGAUAUCCAGCUCUACAUCCCUCCUAAAGACGCAGUUCUUGCCUAUUUGGACGAUCCCCAAACGGUGCAUCCUCCUUCCCGAUUUGCUCACGUCGCCAUCAACCAAGGCGCGGCCCCGAACCCGACUGUCGGGAACUUCCUCGUUGGGCCGCUGCCCAUUUCUGAAGCGACGGAGAUUAGGCCGCUGACGGAGAUUUAUCAUAACUAUGAGGUUCCCUUUAACGCCCGCGCGUUGGUGGACUUGGAGAUGGCGGAGGAGCGAGACUAUUUUAUCAAAGCUGCCGCUCCAUUGGCUGAAGCGGUCAAGGAUCUCUUUGGCGGAGAGCUUCUGGGCGAUUCGAACGAUACACUCCUUGUGGGACCCAGCGGUCCCAAGAGUUACGAUGGUUCUUGGAGGAAGGCCUGGUACACAUGGCGUUGGGAUGUCCCUGGCUCCUUCCUUCACCCAAUCAACUUCUACACAUAUUUCGAUAUGUCCGGAACAGACACUUCACAGUGGCAAGUCGUCAAGGUCGUUUAUCACGAUCAAUUCUUCCCAUCUGUCGAGUCUUUCCUCGAGGCAUGGAGGAACGGAACCUUCAUUCGACACCCUCCCCCUGAAGGAACGAGGGAAUCUCGCCUGUGGUCAAGCCGGCAGCGUCAGGGAGAACCGAGGGAUCUUGAUCACCUUCCUGGACCAACACAAGUAUCGUUUGCAGGGCCUCGGUUCCGCGUUGACCCUGCUACGCGAUACGUCACUUGGAUGGGAUGGAGCAUGUAUCUGGGGUUUAGCAGGGACAUGGGUCUCAGCCUUUGGGAUAUUGGGUUCAAAGGCGAGAGACUUAUUUACGAGCUGUCCCCUCAAGAAGCAGUCGGACAUUACAGUGGUGGAGACCCGUUCCAAUCCCGAACAGCUUGGCUCGAUCGUCAUUUUAGUAUGGGUGCUCGGUCCCGGGAGCUUAUACCGGGCUACGAUUGCCCUCGAGGAGCGGUGUACCUUCCGAUGGAUACGUACGUUGCGACAGGAAACGUGCAUAUCGAAAGGGCGAUCUGUGUCUUCGAACACGAUCUCUCUAUACCCUUGACGACGCAUAUCGGGCCUGUCGAAGGGGAGUCCGGCGCGGUAAACUCAUAUGUACUCGUGCUUCGUUCAAUACCGACAGUUGGGAAAGUCGACUUCGACGUAGCUGGAACGGCCAAUUCCCUGCUCAAGACGACUGUGGGACAGGAGGAGGUGGAGCUGCCUUGGAUGGACGAGGACUGGGGGAACACCAUGAUGCAGGGAAAGAUCAUAAGAGAGUACGUCGAGGUGGAAGACGAUUCCAGAUCGGACUAUCCUCCCAAUGGGCUUGGAAAUUACGCUAUUGUCAACAAGGACGCCCUGAACGCGUGGGGCAACCCUCGAGGAUACGCUAUCCGACCUGGCCAAUCCCCCACUCGCCUUAACGUCGUUGGUUCCAAGCUUCUCGAGAAGAACGCCAACUGGGCGAAACAUAACAUUGCCGUCACUAAGAGGAAAGAGACUGAACCUUCAUCCAGCAGCAUAUGGAACGGCCAACUACCUGGAGCACCUCCUGUCGACUUUGACAAGUUCUUCGACGGGGAAAGCAUUGAGCAAGAAGACUUGGUUCUGUGGAUCAACUUAGGCGCCCAUCACCUGGUAGGUGCCAUCCUUGGCUCUGCAAUGUUCGCGGAUGUUGAAGUGGUAUUGUUUCACCAAAAGCCCCACGCCGAGGACUCCCCCAAUACGAAAACGAAUGUCGCAUCCUCCAGUUUCAUGCUUACUCCAAUGAAUUAUUUCGACUUCGAUGUUUCGAUGGAAUCUCUCAAUUCCGUCACGCUGAAAGAUCCAGCGAAGGUUGGAGGGCCUUUCGAAGACAACGGUGUCAAGGGGGACUGGUACUGUAAUGUUCAACCACUACCUCUCCCUGCCGGUGCAUCGUCAGAACACGAGAAGGGCGAGAGAAAAUUUGACCACGCAAAGUUGAACGCGAUGAGAGGGAGUUGA
Messenger RNA from Coprinopsis cinerea okayama7#130, 2481 nucleotides. RefSeq names its product copper amine oxidase. Gene Ontology annotation, biological process: amine metabolic process. The record is from RefSeq and is a predicted model, not a curated record. The transcript is spliced from 8 exons. Gene Ontology annotation, molecular function: quinone binding; copper ion binding; primary methylamine oxidase activity. Gene Ontology annotation, cellular component: plasma membrane. NCBI's taxonomy places the organism in Eukaryota, Fungi, Basidiomycota, Agaricomycetes, Agaricales, Psathyrellaceae. The coding region runs from base 1 to 2481 and encodes 826 amino acids.